This is a messenger RNA of Mesoplodon densirostris (Blainville's beaked whale), 897 nucleotides long. It is a transcript of the gene SULT1E1, whose product is annotated as sulfotransferase family 1E member 1. Gene Ontology annotation, biological process: sulfation. NCBI's taxonomy places the organism in Eukaryota, Metazoa, Chordata, Mammalia, Artiodactyla, Ziphiidae. The record is from RefSeq and is a predicted model, not a curated record. Gene Ontology annotation, cellular component: cytoplasm. Gene Ontology annotation, molecular function: sulfotransferase activity. The transcript has 7 exons. Bases 10 to 897 code for a protein of 295 amino acids.
CACUCUGUGAUGAAUUCUUCCAAACCUGCCUAUUUAGAUUACUUUGGCAGAAUCCAUGGAAUUCUACUGUAUAAAGAAUUUAUCAAAUAUUGGCAUGAUGUGGAGGCAUUUGAGGCAAGGCCAGAUGACCUUGUCAUUGUCACCUAUCCCAAAUCUGGCACAACAUGGGUUAGUGAAAUUGUAUACAUGAUUUAUACAGAGGGUGAUGUGGAAAAGUGCAAAGAAGAUGCCAUUUUUAAUCGAAUUCCUUACCUGGAAUGCAGAACCGAAAAGGUGAUGAAUGGAGUAAAACAAUUAAAACAGAUGGCAUCUCCUAGAAUAGUGAAGUCUCAUCUACCACCUGAGCUUCUUCCAGCCUCAUUUUGGGAAAAGAACUGUAAGAUCAUCUAUGUUUGCCGGAAUGCCAAGGAUGUGGUUGUUUCUUAUUAUUAUUUCUUUUUAAUGGUGACUGCUAAUCCAGAUCCUGGUUCUUUUCAAGAUUUUGUGGAAAAAUUCAUGGAUGGAGAAGUUCCUUAUGGUUCCUGGUAUGAACACACAAAAUCUUGGUGGGAAAAGAGAGAGAAUCCACAAGUGCUAUUUCUUUUCUAUGAAGACAUGAAGGAGAAUAUCAGAAAAGAGGUGAUGAAAUUGAUAGAAUUUCUGGGAAGGAAGGCAUCAGACGAGCUUGUGGACAAGAUUAUAAAACACACUUCAUUCCAGGAGAUGAAGAACAAUCCAUCUACAAAUUACACAAUGCUACCGGAUGAAGUCAUGAACCAAAAAGUAUCUCCCUUCAUGAGAAAGGGGAUUGCAGGAGACUGGAAGAAUUACUUUACAGUAGCCCUAAAUGAGAAAUUUGACAUGCACUAUGAGCAGCAAAUGAAGGGGUCUACACUGAAGUUACGAACCGAGAUCUAG